Anopheles darlingi is the source of this 1178-nucleotide messenger RNA. It is a transcript of the gene amx, whose product is annotated as TM2 domain-containing protein almondex. The coding region runs from base 220 to 987 and encodes 255 amino acids. NCBI's taxonomy places the organism in Eukaryota, Metazoa, Arthropoda, Insecta, Diptera, Culicidae. The record is from RefSeq and is a predicted model, not a curated record. The transcript is spliced from 4 exons.
UUUUCUCACCAUCUUGCCGAGGGUAAAGAGGGACCGGAUAAAAUAAACCACCGGAUAAAUUAAAACCAGGUCGAUGGAUGGGGCGCCCGUUAUAUGACCACAAAAAAUCCCACUGUCCGCCAUCAACUGUCAAAUUGAACGAAAAACAAAAACAUCGAAUUUGCGCAACGAACGGACAACAACAAACCUUUUUGUGCGUAUUUUACGCGAAAAACUAAAAUGUUUAGCGGUCUUUUCUUCGGACGAACGUGCGUACGGUUAAACUGGAAAUCGGUCGUGUUUUUGAUGAUGUCGCUCGUCCUAUCCCACGUACGAAUCACCCAAUCAUCCGUGAACUCCAACAAUCCGGAAGUGACCCCCACGAAGCUGGAGAAGACAAGCUCCGAUACGGACCGGUCGGCGGUCACCAUAAAUUCGAACACAAAACCCUCCGAUACCAGUCACUGCCCGGUCGAUGUGCUCUGUGGCGAUCUGCCCAACUCUUGCCUGCAGUGCAACUACAUCCCGAACUGCGUGUACGGGGCGGAAGUGAACGUAACCUGCAUUCCAAAGAACAACGUAAACUGCCAGUGGGACAGGGCACGGCCGUCGGUCAGUCAGGGCGAGUUGAAGCGACCGAUGAUCUGCCGGUACUGCUACCAGACCGAACGCUGGGAGCACGUUUGCGAGCAGAAGGGUAACUGCAAUUCGAUCGGUUCCGAGUUCAAAACCAACUGCACGGUCCACCCGGAGAUCCUGUGCAUGGGCAACCGCACGUUUAUGAAGAAAAUUCCGUGCAACUGGACGCAGGGCUACCGGUGGUCGACAACGCUCAUGCUCAGCAUCACGCUCGGUGGGUUCGGUGUCGAUCGGUUCUUCCUUGGCCACUGGCAGGAAGGGAUCGGUAAGCUGUUCAGCUUCGGCGGUCUGGGCGUUUGGACGCUGAUCGAUGUGUUGUUGAUCUCGCUGCACUAUCUCGGGCCCGCCGAUGGAUCACUGUACAUCUAGGAGAGCUGCUGCAGUGCUGCAGCACUGAUAAGCAAAAUUUGUGAUACACGCGUUAGUUUCUGUUAAGUGAAGGACAUCCUACAAGUAAAGCUAAUAGUUCCAUACAGAUCGAGCUGCUUCUUAUGCUGUUAUCCCAACGUUUGUCAUGUGUCUGGACGUCUUCAAUUCACCGGCGGCAAUGCGCCAGAAAC